Molecule: messenger RNA, 1339 nt
Organism: Perca fluviatilis (European perch)
Lineage: Eukaryota; Metazoa; Chordata; Actinopteri; Perciformes; Percidae
Product: Ras-related and estrogen-regulated growth inhibitor-like protein
Exons: 4
Coding region: 38-643 (201 amino acids)
Molecular function (GO): GTPase activity; GTP binding
Source: RefSeq, a predicted model, not a curated record
CGGAGCUCAGCGGCUCCACACAGCUGUCUCACUGAACAUGGACGCCAACAUUGUUGUUAUGGGGACAGAAAGCGUCGGGAAAUCAGCGUUGACUGUGCGUCUCUUAACUCGAAGAUUCAUCGGAGAGUAUGGAGAUAUUGAAUCCAUCUACAGUCACAGUUAUAUGGUAGAUGGGAGGGAAAUUACUCUCAAUGUUUGGGAUUCACCUUAUUCUGAGGAUUUUUCCGUUAAGACGUCACUCUUUGAGAAGAAGGUCCAAUGGGCAGACGGCUACGUUCUUGUCUACAGCAUCUGCGACAGGGCCAGUUUCAACACUGUCAGCAGGCUCAUUCAGACCAUCAAGUCCACUAAAGACUACCUGAAAGCAGACAAAGCACCCAUAGUGAUUGUGGGUAACAAGAGGGACCUGCACCACAGGCGGACAGUGCUGAGCGAGGAGGGCCGGCUGCUGGCUCUCAACACAGACUGCCUCUUUUAUGAGGUGUCAGCGGCCGAGAACUAUCACAGCGUGCUCAUGGUGUUUCACGGGCUGUUGGACAGGGUGAAGGACACCAAGCUGACAACGAAGAAGCCUCUGGGGUUCAGGGGCAUAGUGAAAAGCAUGUCUGCAGUGUUUGCCAGAAGACGGACAGACUCUUUUUAGUCAGACCACGACAGAAGACAGAAGAUGUGCAUAAGAGAGGUUAUGCAUUAUGUGUGUUUGACUGGGUGGAUAUCACAGUCUGUCAGUGAACUUUUACCAUGUUAAUGUGCCAAAGGUAACAAUGAAGUCUCCUGAGUCUACUGCAGAGAUGGGAGUUGCUUUUCGUUUAAAAAGUGUGGAAAGACUCCAGAGAAGGAAAAAAGCCAUUAAGCUUCAUGGACACAAAACAAUGAUACAGAUGUUUUUUUUGGUGACAGGUUUUGAGGUCAAGCUACACAAGACUGAUGGAAUUACCCUCCUAAUCAUUAUACAGAUACUUGACAUGUAAUAUACUAUUGUGUGCAGCAAGGUAUGCAAUAUGUUUAAGCUGUGGCUUAAAAAGAAGAAAUUCUAUGCACAAAUUGUGCCUUUAGUCAUGAUAAUGACCAAAGGUUGAAAAAAGCUCUUCAAUUCACAAGUGAAACAUUUGUGUCGGUGGAAAAAGUGACUGAUAAGUGCUCAAUCAUGUUGAAGUAAAACCUACAUCUUUGUAGUAAUUCAAGUCUAAACACCGUAAAUUAAAAGACCAAACUAAGUGUUUCCUAUAUUUAUGAGCUCUGCUAUGUUUAAUCAAUUAAUUAUGGGUCCUGCAUUGUUUGUCUAAACCUUGUUUUAUGUCUUACAAGGAUUUAAAUAAAGCAUAAAAUGUGAUUUUCA